ACUCGUAAUGUGUGGCCAGUGAGCGAGAAGGUAUCCAAGGAUGAACAGCAGUACCACCACCAGCCACUAGUAGACAUGGAGGUGUACCCUGGCAGUCCUCGCAAGUUGACCAAGGAGCCAGGGGAUCUCCAGCUGUCUCUUCCACCUGACCCCGGCACCACAAGAGUCUGCGUGAUCACCAGUGUGGUGGUAGACACUCCCAGUGUAGUCGUGUGCAGCGUGGAUGUGGAGCCGUGUACCGUCCUCAACAAGUCCAUCGUCAGCUCCGAAGUUGCUAGUAAUCCUUUGCCGAUAAAGGCAGAGGAAGAGUGCCCUGCAGAGCGACAGGAAGAGGACAAGAGUGACGUGGAAGAGACUGAGACCGAGACAGACGCAGACGUAAUGGACAGGAUAUGUCACGAUUUAGACUAUCUCUUGGGGGGUGUGAAAAAUUCAAGAGACGAUGCCGCAAUUCCGAACAUUCUGAUACAACAUACCAGCUUAUAGCCCCGGUCUUAACAGUCUACCAGUGUCUGUGUACAGCUGUAUAUACAUUCUGAUACAACAUACCAGCUUAUAGCCCCGGUCUUCACAGUCUACCAUUGUCUGUGUACAGCUGUAUAUACAUUCUGAUACAACAUACCAGCUUAUAGCCCCGGUCUUAACAGUCUACCAUUGUCUGUGUACAGCUGUAUAUACAUUUUGUACAAUAUUAAUGUCAUCACAAUGUUAUUUGUUACGAGUAUAAUUUCAGCAUAAAGUACACGCUCAAACCCGUUAUAGUGUAUGUUUACAGUUUUAUAUUUUAGUGUUUUCUAUAAAUAAUGUUUCUUUUUGUUUAUUUAAGUUAUACAUACACCGUAUUAU
Messenger RNA from Homalodisca vitripennis (glassy-winged sharpshooter), 846 nucleotides. RefSeq lists its product as uncharacterized. The transcript is spliced from 2 exons. The record is from RefSeq and is a predicted model, not a curated record. NCBI's taxonomy places the organism in Eukaryota, Metazoa, Arthropoda, Insecta, Hemiptera, Cicadellidae. The coding region runs from base 76 to 486 and encodes 136 amino acids.